Molecule: messenger RNA, 3066 nt
Organism: Rosa chinensis
Lineage: Eukaryota; Viridiplantae; Streptophyta; Magnoliopsida; Rosales; Rosaceae
Product: MACPF domain-containing protein At1g14780
Exons: 8
Coding region: 1039-2994 (651 amino acids)
Biological process (GO): plant-type hypersensitive response; regulation of salicylic acid mediated signaling pathway
Cellular component (GO): plasma membrane
Source: RefSeq, a predicted model, not a curated record
UCAUACAAUUGGUUGGAAUAGUUUCUUGAUCUAUCACUCUUUGCUGUCAUUGUUUGGAUGGGGGAGGCUAUUCGAUAUUUCAAUGUCCUCUUGCACUCCCUUUUGUUUGAUCUUGUUACUUCUGUUUUUCACGUGUAUCACGUAAAUCUUAACCAGUCAGAUUCUGUCUUUUCUAAGCUUAUCUUGUAUACCCCACAUGGGUUUCUAUGCUAUUUCAUGCCUUGAUUUCACAUGAUAAUCUCUUUAUCAUUUUCUUCAGUUGAAUUAUGCUGCCCGUCCAUAAUGUUCAUAUUCUGCGUCUUGUUUGUUGUUUCACUGGCACCUUGUCAUUCUAUUGUCGUUUUUUCUUGUACUUUUACCUUUUGAAUUAUGGAUAAUAUUGCUUUCAUAUCUAGUUUCGAAAGAGUUCUUCUGUUCCAUAUUAUAAUUCAUUAUUAGCUCAGAAUUUGUUGCCUUGCCAUUGUUUGUAUGUGUCCACACAUAGUUAGCUCUAACCCUUGUGGUCCAGGUCAUUAUCAGAGUAAAUUGUAAAGCAGCUUUAACAUCAUCGAUUUUGAAGAACAUCUAUGUAUCUUGAAAAUGGCAUUAUUUGUGGAUAGAAUAUCUCUGUAAAACAGUGUGUGGACCCGGAUUUCGGGCCUUUUACCCAUUGUUGGUUGGUUUAUUUCUACUUUUGCCGUGCAAGUGUUUCUUUAAUCUUGCUGGAUGUACGUGUACUAUGUGACUUUCUGUUGAGGAGUCUGGGACCAUGAAACAAGCGCGGCUCGAUCAAUUCAGAGAUGACUGCGUUUCAGCUUUAUGGACAAGACCUAGUUGAGUAACAGUCACAUCUGGGUCUCCUUUCCACUUUCCAGCAAUGAUUCACACUCCCACUGCUAUUAGUGUAUGCGGUUGGUGUGCAUCUGUUGAAGGCAAUAGUAUGGUUUUAUGUUGGAAUGAGUGCAGGAUGUGCAGAUGACGACAUCUGAAGACUGAAAUUCUUUUGGGCUGAAUGGAACCCGAAAUUCAGUUCGCACUUGGGAACUAGGCUUGCUUCGGAUGGUGACCGGCAAAUGCCAGAAUGAUAUACUUGAUGGGGGUAUUCCGAGUAAAGUGAUGAUGAGCUUUGGAGACAUUCUCCGAUCGGAGAGAGAGAAAGAGAUGAUGCUCACCACCAGUACGAGUCUCGAUCACACCAUCGUCGAGAGUGUUAUAGCCAGUUUAGGCAAAGGCUUCGAUUUAACCUCGGAUUUCCGGCUUAAGUAUUGCAAAGGCAAACAACGGUUGGUUUCCCUAAACGACGGCGACAAAAGAGAGCUCGUCGUGCCUGGUUUUGGUUCCAUUCCGGACGUCUCCGGCGACAUUAAAUGCGACAAGGGAGACCGGAUGAGGUGCCAGACGGACAUGUUCAGCUUCAGUCAGAUGUCGGAGUAUAUCAACCAGAAGUGUAGUGUUUCCGGGAAAGUGCCGUCGGGGUUUUUCAAUUCGAUGUUCGGGUUCGAUAGUGAUUCGUGGGGGAGCGAUGCGGCCAAUAUAAAAUGCUUGGGUGUGGAUGGAUAUUUCAUCAUCUUCUUCAGUGUUCAUAUUGAUAGGUACCCUCUUGUUCUUGCCGAUGAAGUUCGCGAUGCUGUUCCGACCACUUGGGACCCACUUGCCAUUUCAAGAUUCAUAGAAAAAUAUGGGACGCACAUCGUGGUGGGUUUGAGUGUUGGGGGUCAGGAUGUGGUGUUGGUUAAGCAAGAUAAAUCAUCAAAUUUGGGGCCAUCAGACCUCAAAACUCACUUAAACGAGCUUGGAGAUCAGCAUUUUACGGGGACUUGUAAUUUCUCCCCACUCCUCUCCAAAGCAAAAGACCAUAAACACAAGGCGCCACAGGCAUUCAAUGUCUUUGAUGCUCCGCAGUCUGCUGCCCUCAACGGCUUCUCCACCGCAAACACAAAAGAUGGAAUUACCGUGAUAAGCUCUAAAAAGGGCGGUGAUCCAACGGCCAGUAGCCACAGCGAGUGGCUUCUAACAGUUCCAUCAAUGCCGGACGCUAUUCAGUACAGCUUCAUUCCUAUCACUUCUCUCCUUAAAGGUGUUCCCGGCAAAGGUUUCUUGUCCCAUGCCAUCAACCUCUAUCUCAGAUACAAGCCUCCUAUAGCUGAUUUGCCCUACUUUCUUGAAUUUCAAGUAUCACACAAAGUUUGGGCUCCCCUUCACAAUGACCUACGUUUAGGUCCUGCCACAAAUAGCAAAUCUAAUCCAUCAUCACCUGCUAUUCACUUCAGCUUAAUGGGUCCUAGGUUAUAUGUAAACACCACACAGGUUAGAGUUGGAAAUAAUGCCCCUGUCACAGGGAUGCGCUUGUUUCUUGAGGGCAUGAAAUGCAACAGGCUAGCCAUCCACCUCCAACAUCUAGCAAACACUCCAUUGAUGUUGGAGAACAAGAUCGAUGACACAACGAUGUGGCGAGGAUCAGAAGAGAUCGACGAUGACCGGUACUUUGAACCAACAAACGGGAAAAAGUUCUCCCACGUGUGCACGGCGCCAGUAACGUACGACCCAAAAUGGAUAUCUUCGGGCAUAACCUCGGCCGUCAUUGUCUCGGGAGCACAACUUGUGGUCAAGCAACACGGCUCAAAGAAUGUUCUCCAUCUUCGGCUCUUGUUCUCCAAAGUCUUGGACUCUUUCUUAGUGCAAUCAAAUUGGGCAGAGUCAUGUUCUUCAACUAAAUCGUCGUCGUCUGGCCUUCUGAAUGCGAUGAGUAGACCAAUUUCUGGGAACUAUUGGGGAAAAGAGAAAGUAGAACCUGCCGCGGAGGAUGUGAUAUUGGAUUCGAGUGUUUUUCCUGCAGGGCCUCCGGUGCCUUUGCCAAGGCAAAAAUUUGUGAAGCAUGUAAACACCUCACAUGUAUGCAAAGGGCCGCAGGAUAGUCCUGGCCAUUGGUUGGUCACCGGAGCAAAGCUCAACUUGGUCAAGGGAAAGAUUGGCUUGCAAGUCAAGUUCUCUCUGUUAAACCUAGCAGAAAAAUGAUCGAACAACAUACAUAGCCUAGCUAAUUAUUUUCAUUCUUUCGUUAGAUUAAUCAACUUAUUCAAGGCAAUA